AAAUUUGUUAUGGUUAAGAUUGGAGCGUGCGGGAUUUUCACAGGCCAAAUGUCCCGAGUUCUCUUGCCGAAGCGUGAUUGGUCUGCGAAGCUUUGAGGCCCAAGAGAUAGAGCAGAAACAGCUUCCACACCAGUUACACACCAGCCAACCCGUCAUCCUUUACCACCUUUUAUCUCGACACCGCCGCUCCUGACAACGACUCAAUCGGCCAGCAACCAUGUCGAGCCUUCUUCUGCGGCCGCAAUUGGCACGUGCAAUUCCUCGCUGCGCCGCCGCCGCUCCUCGCGUCUCGCCGUCCGCUUCGUACGCCGCCGUUCAUGCAGCUUCAGCCCGCCGCUCCGUCUCCACGCAGGCCGACGAGAAGGUAGCCAAGUUCAAGGGAACCAAGGGCAAUGAUGGCAAGUACACCGUGACACUGAUUGAGGGUGACGGUAUCGGUCCGGAGAUCUCGCAAUCCGUCAAGGACAUCUACAGCGCCGCUGGGGUGCCCAUCAAGUGGGAGACCGUGGACGUGACGCCGCGGCUGAAGGACGGCAAGACCGUCAUCCCAGAUGAGGCCAUCGAGAGCGUGACAAGAAACUACGUCGCGCUCAAGGGCCCGCUUGCCACACCCAUUGGCAAGGGCCACGUGAGUUUAAACCUGACGCUUCGACGUACCUUCAACCUAUUUGCGAAUCUGCGGCCCUGCCGAAGCAUUGCGGGAUUCAAGACCCCGUACGACAACGUGGACACGGUCCUGAUCCGUGAGAACACCGAGGGCGAGUACUCCGGCAUCGAGCACGUCGUCGUCGACGGCGUGGUGCAGUCCAUCAAGCUCAUCACCAGAGAAGCUUGCGAGCGCGUGAUCCGCUUCGCUUUCCAGCACGCACGAGAUAUUGGCCGCAAGAAGGUGCGCGCUGUGCACAAGGCCACCAUCAUGAAGAUGUCGGAUGGCCUGUUCCUCAGCGUCGCGAGGGAGAUCGCAAAAGACUACCCGGACAUUGAGUUCGACGCCGAGCUGCUGGACAACACAUGCCUGAAGAUGGUCACGGAUCCGAUCCCUUACAACGACAAGGUGCUCGUCAUGCCAAACCUUUACGGUGACAUCCUGUCCGACAUGUGCGCCGGACUGAUCGGCGGCCUGGGCCUCACGCCGUCCGGUAACAUUGGCGACGAGUGCUCCAUCUUCGAGGCCGUCCACGGCUCCGCGCCUGAUAUCGCCGGAAAGGGUCUUGCCAACCCAACCGCCCUGCUGCUGUCCUCGAUCAUGAUGUUGAGACAUAUGGGCCUGACGGAGCACGCCAACAAGAUCGAGGCUGCCAUCUUCAAGGUGCUGGCCGAGGGCAAGACGAUCACGGGAGACUUGGGCGGUAAGGCCAAGACGGCAGAGUACGCCGAGGCCGUGUGCAAGGCUUUGUAAAGAGCUAUCCGGAUCAAGGGUCGUCGUCAUUUUUGGCAAAGUGUACAUAUAUGUACCAUUAGAGGUAUGAUCAGCGGCAGAAUGCCGUCAAAUGGACGGAUAGGACUGAGGAUAGCGCAGGCUAGGGAGUACUCAUCAUUUAGACGUUACAUGACAUCUCUCUCUCUCAGAAUAUUUUUUUUCCCUCCGAUGUUUUCUUUUCGUCCCCGACGUAAAGCAUGUAGUAGCAAAUGGCAAAGAGAAAAAGCUCUAAAUUA
Messenger RNA from Verruconis gallopava, 1656 nucleotides. RefSeq names its product isocitrate dehydrogenase, NAD-dependent. Lineage: Eukaryota; Fungi; Ascomycota; Dothideomycetes; Venturiales; Sympoventuriaceae. Gene Ontology annotation, cellular component: mitochondrion. The transcript has a single exon. Gene Ontology annotation, molecular function: NAD binding; magnesium ion binding; isocitrate dehydrogenase (NAD+) activity. Gene Ontology annotation, biological process: isocitrate metabolic process; tricarboxylic acid cycle. The record is from RefSeq and is a predicted model, not a curated record. The coding region runs from base 218 to 1399 and encodes 393 amino acids.